UUUUAGUGGAAUUUGGUAGCUAAAAUUUAGAAGAGAGGAGUUGGUUUUCCUUUUUUAAACUAUUAUUUUUUAUUAUUUAUAACAUUAAUUAUUUUCUCAUAAUAUCUCAUUUGCUAUUUUAGGUAGUUAGCUCUUCCCUCUCUAACCGCGGUCAUGUUUGAAAACUCAUUAAGAUUACAACCUUUAAUCACGGGAUGUGACCCGGGGCGGCCAUAAACAAACAAACAAACAAACAAACAAAAAAAAAACGAAAACUCGAAAUCUCCCGCCCAAAUCAUCCCUAGUUCAAACAAACAAACCCCAUUUUCAGUUUCACACCCCCUCACACACAGUUACCAUCUCUCCAGGGGCAAAUGGUGGCUCAGCAUCGAUCCCCGCCGUCGGCGAAUCAAAUCCCUAGCUCCGGCAGUUCCAAAAGGGCUUAUCAUGUGGGAGGAAUCUCAGUGGAAUUCCCGUACCAGCCGUACGGAACGCAGCUAGCGUUCAUGGGUCGGCAGACCCAGAAGCUGAAGAAUCAGUAUGCGAAUCUCACUCUCUCUGAACCGGAUCCUGAGGCGAUGAUCUACCCGAACCCGAUCAUCGGUCAUGGCGGUGGAUUCGUCCCUGAAACGCAGCCUUCGAAGAAUUUGCUUGCGGGUGUGACAGAGCCAACAUCUCAAGCGGCGCCGAGCAGUAAAGCGGAGCAGAUGGAAAUGGCGCCUACUAUCUUUUAUGCAUCGAGGACGCACUCUCAAAUUUCCCAAGUGGUACGCGAAUAUCGGAAAACUGGCUACCGGGUUCCAAUGGCUAUACUGGCUUCAAGGAAACGUUACUGCACAAACGAAACUGUGAAUCGGUCUGGGAAUAUCGAUGAAAAAUGUAAACUGCUCACGAAGAAUCCCGAAGGUGGAUGCUCAUACUUGAAAAAUGUGCAGAAACUCAUGGACCAUACAUCACUUCAAAAGGGAGGAUGCCACGAGGUCCAUGAUAUUGAAGAUCUUGUGAAAGUUGGAAAUGUUGUUGAAGGUUGCCCGUAUUAUGCUGCUCGCUUAAUGGCAGAGGAGGCACAGUUGGUUUUCUGCCCCUAUAGCUAUGUAAUUAAUCCAAUCGUUCGUCGUGCGAUGGAUAUUGACAUCCAAGGAGCCAUUCUUGUCCUAGAUGAAGCCCACAAUAUCGAAGACAUUGCUCGUGAUGCUGUUAGCGUGGAUCUCAAUGAAGAUGCUCUACAGAAACUACAGACAGAACUACGCCAAGUUUGUUCAGGCGAUGCGAUGAUAUACCAGCCACUGUAUAAAAUGACGCAGGACCUGUUGAGUUGGAUGGAGCGGAAGAAAAGCAAACUUGAGAUGCGUGAAUUUCAGCAGUUCUACUCUUGUUGGACAGGUGAUCAAGCUUUAAGGGAGCUCCAAGAAGCUAACAUCACUCAACUGAGCUUUCCAAACUUGUUGGACUGUGCCCAAAAGACAAUUAAAGAUGCAACUGUUAAAGAGGCAGAAUUUGCUCUUUUAAGUGGCAUGUCCGUGACAACAUUGGAAGGUCUUUUCUCUGCGCUCAAAUAUUUUUUCUCAAGAAAUGGAUCCCACAUUUCUGAUUAUCAGCUUGCUGUCCAGCGAACUGUAAAAAAGGACACAAAAAACGUUGUUACUGGCUGGACACAUACUUUUAGCUUGUGGUGCUUGAAUCCAGCUGUUGUGUUCAAGGAAAUCACUGAUCUUUCCUUGUCAGUCAUUCUAACAUCUGGGACUCUGUCUCCUAUGAAUUCCUUCCCAUCUGAGCUUGGAGUGAACUUUGGAACUUGUAUAGAAGCCCCACACGUGGUUAAUAUUAAAUCACAGGUUUGGACUGCCGUCAUAUCCUCGAGUUAUGAAAAGUACCCAUUGAAUGCUAGUUAUAAGACAGCAUCUACAUUUGCCUUCCAGGAUGCACUUGGGAAAUCCUUGGAGGAAAUUUUGAAAGUUGUUCCCGCCGGCUCUCUUGUGUUCUUUCCAAGUUAUAGUAUGAUGGGAAAACUAUGCAAGCGGUGGCAAGAAACAGGUCAAUGGUCGAAACUACACGCACAGAAGUCCCUCUUUGUUGAGCCAAGAGGAGGAAACCAAGAGGAAUUUGACUCUCUUCUCAAGGGUUACUACAAGUCAGUUUCUGGGAGUGAAAAAGUUCCCGACCGGACUAAGAAAGGAAACAAAAAAGCAGACAAAAAAAAAAAUGGGGGUGCUUUUCUUGCUGUUUGCAGAGGAAAGGUCUCAGAAGGAAUAGAUUUUUCUGAUGAUAAUGCUCGAGUAGUUAUAAUAGUUGGGAUUCCUUUUCCAAACAUUAAUGAUGUUAAAGUUCACUUGAAGAAGAAGUACAAUGACACUUUCAAAUCAACUAAGAACCUUAUAAGUGGAAAUGAGUGGUAUUGCCACCAAGCUUUCCGAGCACUGAAUCAAGCUGCAGCCGAAAUCCAGUGAUUCGAUUUGUUAUAGCGGGACAAAUCCGGGUGACGAAACGUUGUCGCCUGUGGGUUCUGAAGAGGCGUUGUGGCCUGUGGGUUUUGAAGAGGCUCCGCCGCCACCGCCUGCCGGAGCGAGGUUUCCCGGCGCCAGUUGAAUGCAAUUAGGGGUAACGACUGUGGGUUCUGAAGAGGCUCUUCCGCUGCCACCUGCCGGAGCGAGGCUCUCCGACGCCAUUGGGUAAGGACUAUGGGUUCUGAAGAGGCUCCUCCGCCACCACCUACCGGAGCGAGGUUCUCCGACGCCGUUGAAUGAGAUUAGGGGUCGAGGUCGCCGCCGCCUGCCGGAGUGAGGUUCCCCGGCACCAUUGAAUGAGAUUAGGGAUCGGGGUGGGUUUUGGUAUACGGGAGAGGGGAAAUGCAGAGAGCUUUGCGCAGCCAUCCUUUUCUAUUUUCUUUAUUUUCUUUUUCUUUUAGAAUGUAGGCACUGCCGUUUCUAUUUCUUUGGAGGAUGUAAUCAGGUGUUGUCGUUCCUAUGUGAGCCCGUGAACAAUAUGGCGAAAAUUUCGUAAUGAACAGUAACUCUGACUUUUUUGGAACUUAGGACUUAAUAGUUCUAAUAAUAAUUAUCACUAUCAAGUUUUGGAGAAUGCUUGCACAAUAAACGGCAUAUUUUUGC
Molecule: messenger RNA, 3086 nt
Organism: Linum trigynum
Lineage: Eukaryota; Viridiplantae; Streptophyta; Magnoliopsida; Malpighiales; Linaceae
Source: the annotation of a GenBank genome assembly